CUUAAAUCGUCCGUGCGAAGAGACGGAGGGAAAAUCAUUGUCCAAAUGAUGAGCCCGUGUUGUCUCCUAAUCUGGGCUAAUUAUAAAACCUAAGCCAAACAAAUUACUCCCUGGGAUUUUGUCCUUCGAAAAUUUGACCUCGAUCAGGUGAUCUCCGGUUGUGACGUUAUUGGGGUAUGUAUAAAGACUGGGUCGCAUUCUCGUGGGGCAGAAGUGCAGGGCUACAGGGGCACCCGGCAUCCCAGGUCCGGCAUCCACAGGCAGACGGUAAACCAACGUGACAGAAACAUGUCGAUGUGCAUCCACCACCCCGCCGGGAACGCGGUACCGGACAAGCCCAAGCGGAUAGCGGGAGGAAUCAUCUUCGCCGCCGCCCGACGCUCCAGCCUCAAAGCGCAGCAGCAGAUCCUGACCGUGCCGCCUUCCUUCGAGCCCACGGCUAGGACUGAUACACGAGCCAAAGUUUCGGGAGACUCAGGAGAAAUGGACGUGGUUCCGUCUGUGAUCCGGGUGACGCUGAUGGGGUCCCCGCCCUGGGGGUUCGAGUUGGAGGGCGGGGCGGAGGUGGGCACGGACCUGACGGUUGCGGAGGUGGACAUGGGCAGCAAGGCGCACAUGGCGAACAUCCUGCCGGGGGACGUGCUGCUGCAGAUCGGGCUGGAGAAGACGCAGCAGAUGGGGAAGUCUGAGGCCCUCAGGAAGCUCUGCAUCAACGGCGGGUCGCUGAGCCUGGUGCUGGGCCGUGCGCAGCCUAAGGUCUGGCGGCCCAAGUACACGCCGAGCUACACCCGCAGCGAGGACACGCCGUACCUGCAGCCCACGGUCAAGGUGUCGCUCAAGGCGGACAAGGACGAGUUCGAGCCGGUCGGCAGCAACUUCAACACCGCGCCGAAGGGCUGGGGCGGGAAUCCCGAGGGCGAGCCCGCGCCGUACGCUCCGGUACGGGCACACGCCGGCCCCAGACAACCCCCGGCCCCGCGCCAGCAGCCGUUAGGGCAGGCCAUCGCCGAGCUCGAGCAAACAGAGGAUGUGCCGAGAGGUUUCCGCAGCGUGAGACCGCCCAUUCCCAGGGCCAACCCCAAGAAGGAAGCGCCACAAACCCUGCCCCAGUGCGACGCCUGCCUGGGCAUGAUCAAAGGCGUCUUCGUCAAGGUGAACGGCAAGCCUCGCCACCCGGAAUGCUUCACGUGCUCCGCCUGCCACUGCAACCUGAAGCAGAAAGGCUACUACACCGUGAGAGGGCGGCUCUUCUGCGAGAUGUGCACAAGAGCGAGGAUCAACCAUCAACCUGAGUUUAUGGAACUUGCCAUGUAAUAAUACUACAGGUUAGAUGAGACGCGGGACCGAGAUUAGAAGAAGUCACAGGCAGUCUCGAGAGUUUCUCGAAAGAGUCGACGACUGCAGCAGGUUUUAACGUUGCCAAGCAACGGAUGAUAGGUAAACAAAAAAUUGGAGGAGUUUUGAAUGAGAUAUACGUUGUUCGACGACGUGUCACCAAAGAACGUUACUGUCAUUGUAAAUAAAUAAAGAGCCGCUUCCAGGGACUGUAGACAGAAUUACUAACAGCAGAAAAUACGCCGUUCUAGCAAGCCAACAAUGCAGGAUGGAGGUGCUAUUCUAAACCUUAUAUAAUAUACUAUUUACCAAUGCCUCAAACUCGCAGUUCGGUAACAACGCACCCAAAACACUCGCGCUGCUUUACCAUUGAGAAUACCAGAGCGAGGAGGUGACUGAUCAGUUGUUACACGUUACCAAAGAUGUUCUGCUGUCAGUGGUGUCGGGUGCCGGUAUACCGUUGAUGAUAUAACAAAAGGCCACCUUCGUAAAAUCCCAUAAACCCCGCUAGUCCCGGUGAUCAUGACUCCAAAUAGAACACGCGUUCUGUUCCAAUUCAAAAUCCACCAGGAUAAAGCGCUACGGCCGGUACUACGGUAUAACGUCAUCACUAUGUGAGGGAUUCGCAGGUCCAAGGUGGCGACCGGCCAGUCUGAAAACCACAGACAAUAUGGUUCCAAGAAAAGAGUUAUUUAUACUCGGGCGCUCCCUAUGUAUGGAGAGACAAGAGGCGGAUAUGCUGAGGCAGUGGGAACUGUUUAGAACAUUGCCACGUGGUGAGUUGACACUCCUCUGUAACCCACCAACAUGGAGGACGCUGAAUGACGUCAUAAUCACGUGACUGCAAACCCUCUCAUCAUCAUCAUCAUCAAACAUCCGGAACCAAUCCUGUGAGGUAAAAGUUGUUACAACUAUCACAACUAUUACUACAUACCCUAUAUUGUAACUCAGUAGUUAUAACAGAAAUCCAUUCAACAUAAUACAAUGUCUUCCACGUGUUAUUUCGUCCACACCCGUCACUGACUGACAUUGUAAUAUAUUAUACGAAGGUUUUGGAUACCGAACAGUUUAUUUUCGAUUGAGUUUUUGUUUUGUAACAAUUGAUGCACUAUUUUAGAAGCUAUAUCAUGAACAUUAUUAACAACUGCUGAAGGCUUGUCGGAAGGCUGAAAGCUUUUAUAUUACUACAAGUACUAAAGGGAACUAUAUACUAAUCGCUACGGCAAGAAGAAACAAACUAUUUUUGAAGUCAACAAUUCUGCUAUGCCAAAGCAUACUGUGCUGCAAACAGCUCGUGAUAUUAAAGAGUAAAUAGGUUGGAAACAUUGUUAUUGUAACUUUGAGUUGGCUUGAGCCCGUGUAUUGUAUAGAAUUACCGAUCUCUGGCUGGCGUUCGCCAGACUGUUGUGUAUAUGACCUUGUUGCAAGGGCGCUUGCCACAUUAAAGAGAAAUUUCAUACUUCCA
Molecule: messenger RNA, 2800 nt
Organism: Branchiostoma belcheri (Belcher's lancelet)
Lineage: Eukaryota; Metazoa; Chordata; Leptocardii; Amphioxiformes; Branchiostomatidae
Product: PDZ and LIM domain protein 3-like
Exons: 2
Coding region: 289-1314 (341 amino acids)
Biological process (GO): heart development; actin cytoskeleton organization; muscle structure development
Cellular component (GO): filamentous actin; adherens junction; stress fiber
Molecular function (GO): muscle alpha-actinin binding; actin binding
Source: RefSeq, a predicted model, not a curated record